AGUUGUCUCGCAGAGCUGUCAGUCCUGUCACUGCGCAUGUUGAGUAUUGCACACAUGGACAGACGCUGGUAGUGCCUCCCUGUCAGAUCUUGAUAGCAUGAGAGGAGAAACCAAAUGAUGCCGAAGUGGGUAUCGAUGGAGAAAACAGCAUCUUGGAAAGCGUAGCCUUGGUCCAGCAAGACAAUGCGAUGCAUUUCUCAGUCUGAACUGCUGCUAAGCCAUUAUGGAGCGAAAUGUGGUCACUGGUUUGAUGAACUCUUCCUUAGAGAAGGACAGACCAUCCAUGGAUCCAAGUGGAUCUUUGUGAGAUCAGCCGCCUUCUACUGCAACCCAUCCACAGGUGGUUUUGCAGACAAGACUUACGAAUGGAGCUCAGAGGAGGAGGAGUCCGUGAGGAAGGCAGGACCGGUGCAAGUCCUCAUCGUCAAAGAUGACCAUUCCUUUGAACUGGAUGAAGCUGCGCUGAACCGCAUCCUCCUCUCGGAGGCUGUCAGAGAUAAAGAGGUUGUGGCUGUGUCCGUUGCUGGAGCUUUCAGGAAAGGAAAAUCAUUCCUGAUGGACUUCAUGCUGCGAUACAUGUACAACAAGGAAUCAGUGGACUGGGUUGGAGAUUACAACGAGCCCCUGACUGGUUUCUCCUGGAGGGGAGGGUCUGAGCGGGAGACAACUGGCAUUCAGAUAUGGAGUGAGGUUUUCCUGGUGGACAAGCCCGAUGGUAAAAAGGUUGCAGUGUUGCUGAUGGACACGCAGGGAACCUUUGACAGCCAGUCCACGCUGCGGGAUUCGGCCACCGUGUUUGCCCUUAGCACAAUGAUCAGCUCAAUACAGGUUUACAACUUGUCACAGAACGUGCAAGAGGAUGAUCUGCAGCACUUGCAGCUUUUCACCGAGUAUGGCCGGCUGGCCAUGGAGGAGACCUUCUUGAAGCCUUUCCAGUCUCUUAUAUUCCUGGUUCGUGACUGGAGCUUCCCGUAUGAAUUUUCCUAUGGAUCCGAUGGCGGCGCAAGGUUUUUGGAGAAGCGGCUGAAGGUCUCAGGAAAUCAGCAUGAAGAGCUGCAGAACGUCAGAAAGCACAUCCAUUCCUGCUUCACCAAGAUCUCCUGUUUCCUCCUACCUCACCCAGGCCUCAAAGUUGCCACCAACCCUAAUUUCGAUGGAAAACUGAAAGAAAUAGACGAUGAGUUCAUCAAGAACUUGAAGAUUUUGAUUCCUUGGCUGCUUAGCCCCGAGAGCCUGGACGUUAAGGAGAUCAAUGGAAACCACAUUACCUGUCGAGGCCUUGUGGAAUAUUUUAAGGCAUACAUAAAGAUCUACCAAGGGGAAGAACUACCACACCCAAAGUCAAUGCUACAGGCCACAGCGGAAGCCAACAAUUUAGCAGCCGUUGCCACUGCCAAAGACACCUACAGCAGGAGAAUGGAAGAGGUCUGUGGUGGAGACAAGCCCUUCCUUGCACCGAGUGACCUCCAGACUAAACACGUGGAACUGAAGGAGGAGGCUGUGAAGCAGUUCCGUGGGGUGAAGAAGAUGGGUGGGGAGGAAUUCAGCCGCCGUUACCUCCAGCAGCUGGAGAACGAGAUAGAUGAGCUCUACAUCCAGUACAUCAAGCACAACGACAGCAAGAACAUCUUCCACGCCGCCCGCACCCCCGCCACGCUCUUUGUGGUCAUCUUCAUCACUUACGUGAUAGCUGGAGUCACCGGCUUCAUUGGCUUGGACAUCAUAGCCAGUCUGUGCAACAUGAUCAUGGGCUUGACGCUUAUCACACUGUGUACCUGGGCGUACAUCAGAUACUCUGGGGAGUACAGAGAACUGGGCGCAGUAAUAGACCAAGUGGCCGCAGCGCUAUGGGACCAGGGAAGCACGAACGAGGCUUUGUACAAACUGUACAGCGCGGCAGCGACCCACCGGCACCUGUACCACCACGCCUUCCCGGCACAGAGAGCAGAGCCCGAGGCCUCUGAGAGGAAGAAGGUGUAAGCCGGACGCGUUGCCGUCAAUGCAUGAACGACGGCGUCGUGGCUCCCACCCUCGUACCCACCACAAAGUGCUGUGGAACAGGGCGAGCGCGGAACAAGGCGCGUGUCAGGUGUGUUUGUUUGACACGGUGUUUGCCGGGAAGGUGCCGGCGUUUUCCGUUCUGUUCAAUAUGUACAUAUGGGUACUGCCGCGACUCCAAAGUGCUUUUAAUUUGCCAUCGCCAGCACCCUUCCCGGCUAGUUUACAAAGCCUUAUUUUCCCUUUCUUAAUUAGUUACAAAGUCACUGAAGAAAUGCUAAUUUACAGGUAACUCUGCAACAAAAAAACCUUCCAGACCUUGCAUUAUUCAGAAGCCAACUUAUUUUCUGAUACUUGAACAAGUUAUAGCAACACGUAACCAGGUUUUUUUUUUUUCUUCAAUUAACUGUUUAAUGACAUAAACAUAAUUAAAAAUGUAUUAACUCGCUUUAUGAGAUGCUGUAAGGGCACUUCUGCUGUGGUAUGUGACUGAUGUUGUCCAGAACGCGUACUUUCUGUUCGUAAGCAAUGCACAAAAUGUCACUUUGUACCAUGUCCUGGGGAGUUUCACUGUAUUUCUGUGUAUAUAUAUCCAUUAUAGCGCAUAGGAAGUGUGUUCUACAGGUCUAUUCUUUUAUCGUCAGAACUAUUAAAGUUUGCUUUCAGUUCCUAAGAA
Molecule: messenger RNA, 2674 nt
Organism: Cuculus canorus (common cuckoo)
Lineage: Eukaryota; Metazoa; Chordata; Aves; Cuculiformes; Cuculidae
Gene: ATL1
Product: atlastin GTPase 1
Exons: 14
Coding region: 184-1980 (598 amino acids)
Biological process (GO): endoplasmic reticulum organization; protein homooligomerization
Molecular function (GO): GTPase activity; GTP binding
Source: RefSeq, a predicted model, not a curated record